Bemisia tabaci is the source of this 653-nucleotide messenger RNA. It is a transcript of the gene mRpL33, whose product is annotated as mitochondrial ribosomal protein L33. Lineage: Eukaryota; Metazoa; Arthropoda; Insecta; Hemiptera; Aleyrodidae. The record is from RefSeq and is a predicted model, not a curated record. Gene Ontology annotation, cellular component: mitochondrion.
UCUAGUCACGGUCUACGUGAUUCAAUGUCUUUGGUCAAGUCUUUGGCAUAGUCUUUGGUGCAUCACCAUCACUUUGUCGUAUGUCGUAUCGAUGUGAUCAAUUCUUUCCUUAAUUUUUUCCCUAUUAUUACAAGAUCCUUUUUUCUCCCCUUGUAAAGGGGACUUCAGCAAUUUCAGGAAUUUAAGCAGCGCAUCCAGGUGACGGAGUAUCAUUUGGUUUUUGUUGGACACAGCGUGUUGGAGCCAAACAUCUCUCCGUUUAAGGUCCAAUCUAAACUCUCCAUCAAGUGAAAUAUUUUACACUCAGGACAAUGCGAUUGGCAUCAUGCUUAUUUGCCAAGAAGGCGAAAUCCAAACAUCUUCUUGUUGCAGCAGACAGCUUGGUUUCUGGCCAUAGAAGGAACAUAUUCCGUGAGAGAACAGCUGACAAAGCCGAGUUCUUUGAUUAUGACCCGUUCAUUGGUCAGCCUGCUUUAUAUCGCGAAGUGAAGAAAAUCAGGAGUGCUUCAUGGAAAGAAUUGAAACCGUGGGUUGGAUUGGAUCCAUUCAAAUUGUAAAGUUAUACUAAUUUUGUUGGCUUUACUGUUACCUUUCUAUGACAAGUGUCCUACUUGAUUUUUUCUUCCUGUAAAUACAUAAAUGAUUUUGUCAAA